Colossoma macropomum (tambaqui) is the source of this 2962-nucleotide messenger RNA. It is a transcript of the gene fbxo42, whose product is annotated as F-box protein 42. The record is from RefSeq and is a predicted model, not a curated record. NCBI's taxonomy places the organism in Eukaryota, Metazoa, Chordata, Actinopteri, Characiformes, Serrasalmidae. Gene Ontology annotation, molecular function: protein binding. The transcript has 10 exons. The coding region runs from base 132 to 2321 and encodes 729 amino acids.
UGUGUGCGUGCGCGCUCCCGCUGGGUGAAGAUGGCGGAGCGGGACAGCAGGAGCUGAUAAAGGAGCGCAGCGAGCGGAGCGAGAGCGGAAAACAAACACGGACAACGGGAGGACGCUCACAGCACGGCAGCAUGUCCCGGUCCUCCGACAGCGAGGAUGGCUGCUUCGUUGACAUGGACACCGAGGACAGCGGGGUUACACUAGCCAGUCACGCCGAGGACCCGGCCGUGGAGAUGAAGGCGGGCGACGUCGCCGGAGAAAUGAACGCGGACGGCUCCCAUCAGCCCGGGAGAAACGGCCAGAGAGUGAUGGGGGAGCUGCCGGAGGAGGUUCUGGAGUACAUUCUGUCUUUCCUUUCGCCGUAUCAGGAGCAUAAGACUGCAGCCUUGGUGUGCAAACAGUGGUAUCGCCUCAUCAAAGGUGUAGCAUAUCAGUGUUACCAUGGGUUCCUGAAGGCUGUGCAGGAAGGAAAUAUCCAGUGGGAGAGUCGCACCUAUCCGUAUCCGGGGACGCCCAUCACCCAGCGCUUCUCACACAGUGCUUGUUAUUACGACUCUAACCAGUCCAUGUAUGUAUUUGGAGGCUGCACUCAGAGCAGCUGUAACGCAGCCUUUAACGACCUGUGGAGGCUCGACCUGAACAGCAAGGAGUGGAUACGCCCGCUGGCUUCAGGUUCCUACCCCUCCCCUAAAGCUGGAGCGACGCUGGUGAUGUUUAAGGACCUGCUGGUUCUGUUUGGGGGCUGGACCCGGCCCAGCCCGUACCCUCUACACCAACCGGAGCGAUUCUUUGACGAAAUCCACACAUACUCACCCUCCAAAAACUGGUGGAACUGCAUUGUCACGACUAACGGUCCUCCCCCCAUGGCUGGUCACUCAUCCUCUGUCAUUAAUAAUAACAUGAUCGUGUUCGGAGGGUCUCUCGGAGCUCGCCAGAUGAGUAAUGAAGUAUGGGUGUUAGAUCUGGAGCAGUGGUCCUGGUCCAAGCCCACCAUUAAAGGCCCCUCCCCCCACCCUCGUGGAGGCCAGUCUCAGAUCGUCAUAGACGAUGAGACGCUGCUCAUUCUGGGAGGCUGCGGGGGUCCUAAUGCGCUGCUGAAGGAUGCCUGGUUGCUGCACAUGGGCGCCCCCACGUGGUCAUGGCAGCAACUGCGAGUGGAAAAUGAAGAGCAUGGAGCUCCUGAGCUCUGGUGCCACCCGGCCUGCAGGGUGGGUCAGUGUGUGGUGGUCUUCUCUCAGGCCCCCUCAGGUCGAGCCCCUCUAAGCCCGAGCCUUAACUCCCGCCCCUCCCCCAUCAGCGCCACCCCCGCCCCCCUGGGCCCGGACCCGCCUUCACUGCGCUCGCAGUCUCCGGUCCGCAGUGGUAGCAGCGGAGCGGCUGCCCUUGUGCUGGGCUCUGCCGAGGAGGCGCCCUGCGUCAAUGGCCGCUGGGGGACGCUCCGCCCACGCCCGAGGGGCGGAGCCAGAGAUGGAAGCCCCUCGUCUUCCUCUUCGUCCCAGCAGCCGUCUCCGUUGCAGGCUCCAGACAGCCCUCCUCUCCCUCCUCUGCUGAACGGCUCCUCCCCGUCGCCUCGCACAAGCCCCUCCCAGGCCGCGUCCCCGCCCUCCAGGCCUCAUGGUCACGCCCACUUACCCACAGACUACGGCUGGGAGUCUCCGCCCCCUGCGGUUCCUCACGAUCAUCCGAGCACAAACGGGCUGCACACGCCGCCCCGAACUCCGCCGGGCGCCGUUUCGCCUGCCGCUCUCCGCAGAGGCCUCGAAGCUGUCAAAGCCCUUUCAUCUUCGUCUUCAUCCUCCCUUCCAUCCUCCUCUUCCUCUUCUCUGGCCCAGCCUGGAGGAAGCUCCACCUUAAAAGCCCUCUCUUCGUCCUCGCCAUCCUCUUCCUCCGUGCCCCAGCCAGGAGCGAGCUCCGCCCCCAGCAGCACUCCUCCUGCCCCUUCCUCCUCAUCCAGCCCUCCUUCGCAGUCCGGCGCCGCCGCCGACGGACACUCCAUCCCGCCGAUUGCACGCCGACUCGGCCACCACCCGCCUCAGAGCCUCAACGUGGGCAAGCCGCUCUACCAGUCGCUCAACUGCAAGCCCAUGCAGAUGUACGUGCUGGACAUUUCGCGAGCCAAAACGGACGCCGUGGUCUCCUGGAGGGUUUACGGAAGCGGCGGAGCACCCAGCGCGGUCACCGGACCCCCUGAAACGAGCCUGCACACGGUGGUCCAGGGCCGCGGCGAGCUGAUCAUUUUCGGAGGUUUGAUGGACAAAAAGCAGAACGUGAAGUACUACCCCAAAACCAACGCCUUGUACUUUGUGCGUGCUAAAAGGUAAUGAGGCAAAGUGGACGUUGCAAGCAGUAGCCUAUGAAAUUGGCCGUUUUUGGACGGACCGUACAGACAAAGGGACUGACCUGCCUUCAGCUGGGGAGCGAAAAGAAGCGAGGAGGGAGAAAGGAAAGGAAAAAAGUGACGUCUGCCGUUCUUCUGUUUCCCAACACUAAACUCCUCUGCUCUCCCAGUUUGCGUAAAUAUGGUAACAAACACAUUUCAACAAAUAUAAAGGACACUCUUUGAUGACCUGGUUGUUGUUGUAUGACUAAAUGGUUCACCUGACCUCGACUCCCUGCGUGUGAGUGUGUGAGUGUGUGUGUGUGUGUGGGAGAGGAGAGAAAAUGAAGGGAACGUUUCUCCGUUUCUUGCGCGUCGUCCCCUGAAGCGUCCGGAAAACGGGAGGCACAGAACGACUACCUUGCUUUUAUAUCUCACUUCCUGCCUGCAUUGUUUACAUUAAAAAAUAAGUGUGUGUGAGAUGAUGAUGUGCAGCUGCUUUGUGUUCGAAUGAAGUGAAUGGCGUGUGUGUGGUGUGUGUUUGUGGUGGUUGAUGUUUGGGAAGGGGUUUGAAGGGUAUGGUCUAUUGCAGUGUACUCUAAACAAAGUGAAACAAUAAAGGCCUCCAUGUCUUAACGCUCUUCA